Messenger RNA from Caenorhabditis bovis, 1359 nucleotides. The record is from the annotation of a GenBank genome assembly. Lineage: Eukaryota; Metazoa; Nematoda; Chromadorea; Rhabditida; Rhabditidae.
AUGAGACUCAGGCGGCGUUCAAUCGACACUCCAACUAUUCUAUAUUUGAUAUUUACCGUCUACGUUGCCCUUCAAACGUGUUAUCGCAAUGAUUUGGCGGCCAUUCCACAACUGCGAAAAAUUGAAAACAUUCCGUUGAAUUGCACGAGCGUGGUGAACGGCACAGAAGAUAGUCGACAAAUUGAACGAAUGAAACAAUGGACGUUCGAUUUCGAAUCAAUCGAGUUUGAAUUAAAAAACACGACAGACUUCUGUGAAACAGUUGACAAAUAUUUUAAUUUUGCUCGAAAUGCAACAUCAAUCGAAGAAGAAGAGUAUCCGUUGGCUUAUGGUUUAGUAGUCUACAAAGAAUUGGUCCAAGUUAUUCUUCAAUUAAGCCUCUUCUACCAACCGCAGCACCUAUUUUGCAUCAAAAUUGAUGUUCUCGCGGACCCAUUAUUCAAGCGGGCUUUGAUGAAUUUGCACGAAUGUUUUCCCAAUAUUAACGUUUUUUAUGGCGCAAAAUCGGAAUGGGGAACUUUUGGGAUUCUGGAGAAUGUCUAUUCUUGCUUCUAUUAUUUGGCCACUCAAAAUCAUCCGUGGAAGUAUUACCAAUAUUUGUCGGGAUCCGAUGUUCCGAUGCGAACGAAUCUCGAAAUGGUCCGUAUAUUCAAAGCGAUGGGCGGUUUGUUCAACACAGACAUUGAAGAAUUCGAAUAUAAUCGAAAAUUUCGACGCGAGACGAUUUUGCCGCCGGUGCCUCUGUUCAAAUCGAGUAUGUCGGUGGCGGUGCCGCGCGCGGCCGCCGACUACAUGAUAAGCAGUCGUCGCGUCGAGAAGCUCUACAAGUACUUGAGAAAGACUUGGAUACCCGACGAGUCGUUCUGGACGUCGGUCGCCGGUUCGCCAGCGAUUGUUCCGGUUCCCGGCGCGAUCAAAGCCAAAGAUAUCGUGUUGUUUCGACGCAAUUUCAAACUUCAAGCGCCGAUUAUCAACACUGUGAAACACGUGGGCCUCAAUUACAUCGCCCGCUACCAAGUAUGGCAAUGGCAGAACAAAUGUCGAGGCGUUUUGACGCACGCGAGUUGCGUUUUUGGUGUCGACGAUGUCGCCGAAAUGGUGACGAGACCCGAACUCGUGGCCCAUAAAUUCUAUCUCUCCUAUCAGCCGGCGGCUCUAAUAUGCAUGGUGAAGGAGCUUCGACGUCGCAGCUCUCAUCCAUUGGCUCAUGAGUUCGAUGCUUCCAGCUAUUCCGAAAUGCCAACCGUCGAAAUGGCUCAAGGUCGCAGUGUGAUGGAAGUGACUCAUCCCGAUUGGCUCAUUCCGACCUCAUUCUACAAUCCCGACUUGGAUCCAGGCGAUUAUUCGAAAUUCGUCUAA